This is a messenger RNA of Tarenaya hassleriana, 912 nucleotides long. Its product is annotated as F-box/LRR-repeat protein At3g48880-like. Lineage: Eukaryota; Viridiplantae; Streptophyta; Magnoliopsida; Brassicales; Cleomaceae. The record is from RefSeq and is a predicted model, not a curated record. Gene Ontology annotation, molecular function: protein binding. Bases 1 to 912 code for a protein of 303 amino acids. The transcript has 2 exons.
AUGACUGACGAUACAAACUCAUCUUCUGGAGAAUGGGAUAAGUUGGAGCCUCGGAUUCUUGUCAAAAUAUUUACUCUGCUGAGCAUAAUGGACCUGAUCUCGGGUGUCUCUAUGGUCUGUCACUCGUGGCUCUCGGCCUGUCGUGACCCAUCUCUUUGGAACACUAUAGAUCUGUCUGUCUUGACUUGUAGACGCUUUAACACCCCCCAGCUUCCAUACGCGUGGUCAGAUGGUGAUUCCAAAGACAGAAUGCUGCAUAUUUUAAAGUCGAUCUCAAGGAUAAGCGGAAAUAACCCGUCAACAUUAUAUUUCAACUUCUACAUUCGCUUAACCAAUGAACAUUUGGCUCUUGCUUCUGAAAGUUUUCCAAAUCUGAGACGGGUUGUUCUAUCAACUUACAAUAAUGUCACCCUGAACGGGUUCAGUAAUGCUGUUCAACAAUGGCAAAAUCUUGAAUCUUUAACCCUACCCGCAUUUUCCCGUCCAGAGUGCAUGAUUAUGGUUAUUGGGGAGAACUGCAGGAGAUUCUCUAAACUAAGAUUCACAUGCCCGUUUAGCAUAGAAAUGGCGAACGCCAUCAGGGCUUAUCUCCCAAACCUCAAAUCCCUGAGCCUCCGGAGCUCAUUAGUCGAUAAGGAAGCUUUGACGAUCCUCCUGAACGGCGAUACAAAGCUGGAGGUUCUCAACCUCUCACACUGUGUUUUCAGGGACAUCCUCAGGUCUUCUUUCGAGAAUUUCUACUUUUACCGAGAACUCCAACCUUCCAUCAUCAGGAAAGCUUCAAAGAUCAAGACUUUUCUCCACUGCAACAACAACUCGGAGUGCCGGCUCUGUCAGAGCCUGCCCAAGGCCGAGUUUGAGUACCGGGAACAGGUUUGGCGUGAAGACGAGGUAACUGAACUUGCAAUGUGA